UCUUUUAAAAAAAACCCCAUUCCACGCGCACACCCUCUCCCUCUAUCCAACUUUAGCAACAACUAAACUUUGAAGCGCUGGUGGUGAGCUUCAGUCAUUGUUUGGAUUCAGGGACGAUGAGCUUCUUGAGACCAUGUGCUUUGUACAAGUCUCUGAUAACUUUCCCUUCACUAAAAUGGAUGCCUUGCCAGAGUUGGGGUUUCCUUAGGUGGCCAGGUCUUGAUGGGUUCUUUAGGUUCUUAGUCAUCGCUCUUUUGUGGACCACGUUUUCGGAGAUUCGUUUCAUUCCUUCUUCUUCCAUGUACCCUACCCUUCGUGUUGGUGAUCGGGUCAUUGUCGAAAAGGCCUCGUACUUCUUCAGAAGUCCCGCUAUAAAUGAUAUCGUAACAUUCCGAGCUCCAGAUCAGGAGCCUGGAUUCGGGAAGGAUGCCGUUUUUAUUAAGAGAAUUGUCGCAAAGGCUGGUGACUUGGUUCAGGUUCAUCAUGGGUCACUCUAUGUCAAUGGUGUUGAACAACAGGAAAAUUUCAUAGCUGAACGACCAUCAUACGCAUCAGACUUAACGUAUGUCCCUAAUGAUCAUGUUUAUGUGUUGGGAGACAACCGUAAUAACAGCUACGACUCUCAUAACUGGGGGCCGCUGCCGUCGAAAACAUUGUCGGAAGAUAUGCGAUGUGUUGUUAUAGACCUUCCAACCAUAGACCUGCAACAAGUUCAGGGAUGAACUAGACAGGCCAAUUUUCUCCAACUCUUGACAAAGCUGGGGUGUAGAUACAUGGAGUUGUAGUGGUGUUUUUCUGUGAUCUUGUCGCAAAUUUUUUUCAAUGAAAUGCAUCCCAAUGCUAUUAAUAUAAGCUUGUUUAAAUAUGAUUGUGGAU
Hibiscus syriacus is the source of this 876-nucleotide messenger RNA. Its product is annotated as chloroplast processing peptidase-like. Gene Ontology annotation, molecular function: serine-type endopeptidase activity. Gene Ontology annotation, cellular component: chloroplast thylakoid membrane. The transcript is spliced from 6 exons. Bases 117 to 722 code for a protein of 201 amino acids. The record is from RefSeq and is a predicted model, not a curated record. Lineage: Eukaryota; Viridiplantae; Streptophyta; Magnoliopsida; Malvales; Malvaceae. Gene Ontology annotation, biological process: thylakoid membrane organization.